GCGAAAUCCUCGAUUCGCCAUGGCGGACGAGGCCUUUUUUUCUUCUCUUGCGUCUGGGCCGGGCCCUCUACCAAAAAGGAGGUGUCCGCCCCAGACCGCCGCGGGUCGGCGAUUCCGUAAUUGGAAACUGGUAGGUGCCCCGGAUGUCGGGCGGCAUCUUUUUUUCUUCACGCUACUCAUGUUUUAGUCUGAUUGUUCACAUUCCACCCUUGGCCUCCUUCCCUCGAGUGCUUGUCUGCGUUUGAGUGCCGUGCUGUUCUAGUUAUUUCAAAUCUAUUGUUUUUUUGUUUUUUUGUUUUUGCCUGAGCACUGUUCCUUUACGUUUUUCUCGCCCUAGAAUAUUUUCAGAAUUUCACUUUAUCUUGGUGUAAUUCGCAAGUGGCCCUCCUCACCGCAUUGCUUGUGUGGUUACGGAUAUCGGAGUGCCGUAUUCGCCAUCGAUAGUAUCCACCUCCGUCAACACAGGCUGUUAGCCUCCGCUACUCCUUUAUUAUUAUCUUGAGUUUGUUGGCCUUCGCCGUGUCGCAAACUGUUUAGAGUGACCUCCCUCGGCAUCACCAACACCGCCAAGAUGCAACUGAAACAUGACGAGUCGUCCGGCGGCGUCGCCGUCGAUGCCAGCCCGGCGCCGGCCUGGGAGAAGGGCUCCUCCAGCCUCCCGCUCGGCCAGCACGUCCCCGUCGCCUCCAUCUCGGGCCCGACCUACGUGACGGCCCAGCUGCUAGUUCAGCAGAUCGCCUACAAGCUGUCCGACAAGAUCUUCUCCUACUCGCCCGAGACCUUCGACCUCGACCUGGCCGUCAGGCGCUGGGCCGCCGAGAAGGAAACCAACAUCCACGGCUGCGCCACGGACGUGAUCCCGCUCCAGAUCCGGACGGGUGCCGGCGCCUUCGCUCUGGGCUACAUCUUCUCCAAGGACUUCGACCUCAGCCGGCGCCACGUCCCGCAGUCGCUGCUCGCGCCCUCGGCCGGCCUGCGCCACCUGCGCGCCGCCCUGGACCAGCUGGCCCUGCUCUACGACGUCGCCAGCCCCUUCGUCGCCCACGUCGCCGCCCUUGACUACACGGCCAGCGAUGGCCUGGUGGCCGAGUACGGCGCCGCCCUGCAGGCCGCCGAGGACCUCGGCCUGGGCCUGGUCGCCAGCUCGUCGGCCUACGAGGCCCAGCACAUGGCCAUCCUGGCCACCCUGCUGGCCCGCCUGCUGCCGACCCUGCACGUCUACGACGGCGUGCGCGUCGCCCGCGAGACCCUGCGCGUCGUCGACGCCCUGAGCGAGUCCGGCAUCCGCCAGGUGUACGAGGCCGUGUCGCAGGCCGUCGGCGCCACCAACAAGCGCCUCGAUGUCGCCGGCAAGGUGCUCGAGACGCUGCGCGCCUUCAACGGCGAGCUCGGCACCGACUACCGCCCCUUUGAGUACUUUGGCCACGAGGCACCCGAGGCCGUCGUCGUCGUCUUCGGCAGCGCCGAGUCCCAGAUCGCCAGCGAGGUCGUCUCCCACCUGGCGGACCAGGGCAAGCGUGUCGGCGCCGUCUCCGUCCGCAUCUACCGCCCCUUCAUCGAGGAGGCUUUCCUCGACGUGCUGCCCGAGUCGGUGCGGCAGAUUGCCGUCUUCGGCCAGGUUCAGAGCGAUGCUCUGGUGCAGGAUGCCUCGGUGCAGUCUGCCUUGUACUCGGACGUGCUCGCCGCCGUGGCUUUCUCGAGCAAGUGGAACCACGAGCCAGCCGUUGUGGACGCCAAAUACGCCGCCACCGAUAUCAUCAACACGAGCACCCUGGCCUCUGUGCUUACCAACCUAGUUUCCAAGGAUGGCCAGGCCUCUGUCGGGGUUCGCCUCAGCCAAAUCCACCAGGUUAAUCAAUACUCCUUCUGGGAUGUUGACAACUCUGCUGCCACAAACUCGCCGGCCACAAUUGGGCGUCUCCUCGUCAAGGAGUCCUCCAGCAACGUCUACGUGCACGGCGUUCACGACAGCGUUAUCCAGGGAGGCAUCAUCCGGACCGACAUCCGUAGCUCUGCAAAGUCGAUCGAUGCUCCGUACGAGAUUGACGAGGCUGAUGUUGCCUUUGUGGGUGAGGAGAAGCUUCUCAAGGAGCUGGCAAUUCUGCAAAAUGUGAGGCCGGGAGGCAAGCUUAUCCUCCGGUUGCCAAACUGCAAGCCAGAAGAUGUCGAGAAGCGCAUCCCUGCAAAUGUGCGGUGGGUGAUCCACGAGAACAGCAUUGAGCUGUUCGUCCUGGACUCUUCCUUCUCGCCGGCGUACGAGAGCAUCGCAAAGCAGCUGGUGGAGCUGGCUUUCCUCAAGGUUGCCAGGCCCGAGCUGUCGGUCGACGAGCUGGUCAAGCUGGCCGACGGAAUCGAGGACGCCCAAGUCAUCAAGGAGAGCAUCAACGCCCUCGACGAGGCUCUGCGCCAAGUCGAAGUUCCCAAGUCCUGGGUCGAGCUCCCGUCCGACUUGGUGGCAACGAACCUGCGUCUGUCCAUCAAGAACCGCAGCUUUGUUCCCUUCCAUAAGGAGCAGCCGGAGGAGGUCCUGGGGCUUUCGGACUGGAAGGCCGCCGCCAAGGCCCUCGCAUUCAGGGAAGCCUACGCGACAGCCGAUGAUCUCCGUCCGGACCUUGUAGUCAAGACAUUUACGGUGAGCGUCAAGGAGAACCGCCGCCUGACGCCGCUCACCUAUGAUCGCAACAUCUUCCACAUCGAGUUCGACCUCGGUGAUUCUGGUCUUACCUACCAGAUUGGCGAGGCCCUUGGAAUCCACGCGGACAACGAUCCCGUGCAGGUGCAGGACUUCAUCAAGUCCUACGGCCUCAACGCUGAGGACAUCACCCAGGUGCCGUCGCGGGAGAACCCUGCGGUGCUAGAGACGCGCACCGUGUACCAGUCGCUGGUGCAGAAUCUCGAUAUCCUCGGCAAGCCCCCCAAGCGCUUCUACGAGGCGCUGGCCGAGUUCGCCACGGACCCAAUCGAGAAGAAGAAGCUCGAGGACCUCGGCGGCAAGGCCGGCGCCGACAGCCUCAAGGAGAGGUCCGAGGUGCAGACGCUGACCUACGUCGACCUCCUCGACGAGUUCAAGUCGGCGCGUCCUUCGUUCGGCGACCUGGUCCGCAUCGUGUCGCCGCUCAAGCGCCGCGAGUACUCGAUCGCGUCGGCCCAGGCCGUCACCCCGACCAGCGUGUCGCUCAUGAUCGUCGUCGUCGACUGGGUCGACCCGCUCGGCCGCACGCGCACCGGCCAGGCCACGCGCUACCUGUCGACCCUGCCCGUCGGCGCCACCGUCACCGUUUCGGUCAAGCCGUCCGUCAUGAAGCUGCCCGCCUCCGACACGGCCCCGCUCAUCAUGGCCGGCCUCGGCACCGGCCUCGCGCCCUUCCGCGCCUUCGUGCAGCACCGCGCCAUGCAGAAGGCGGCCGGCAAGGAGAUCGGCGCCAUCCUGCUCUACAUGGGCAGCCGGCACCAGCGCGAGGAGUACCUGUACGGCGAGGAGUGGGAGGCGUACGUGGACGCGGGCGUCAUCACGCUCCUGGGCGCCGCCUUCUCGCGCGACCAGCCGCAGAAGAUCUACAUCCAGGACCGCAUGCGGCAGACGCUGGACCACAUCGUCAAGGCGUACGUGACCGAGGGCGGCUCCUUCUACCUCUGCGGGCCGACCUGGCCCGUGCCCGAUGUCACGGCCGUGCUGGAGGAGGCCAUCGCCUCCGAGGCCAAGGCGGCCGGCCGCAAGGUCGACCCGCGCAAGGAGAUUGAGAGGCUCAAGGAGGAGGUGCGAUAUGUGCUUGAGGUUUACUAGGUAGUUUGUUGGUUCUUAUGUGAAGUAUUUGGAGGCAAAAUGUCCAUAUUAGGCAAGAUUUAGAUAAAACUUACGUCUCACGAAUUGACGCAUCACACUAUUGUUUUAAUCGUG
This is a messenger RNA of Gaeumannomyces tritici R3-111a-1, 3898 nucleotides long. RefSeq names its product sulfite reductase flavoprotein component. Gene Ontology annotation, cellular component: cytosol. The record is from RefSeq and is a predicted model, not a curated record. The coding region runs from base 572 to 3784 and encodes 1070 amino acids. Lineage: Eukaryota; Fungi; Ascomycota; Sordariomycetes; Magnaporthales; Magnaporthaceae. The transcript has a single exon. Gene Ontology annotation, molecular function: FMN binding; oxidoreductase activity, acting on the aldehyde or oxo group of donors; flavin adenine dinucleotide binding.